Messenger RNA from Dipodomys ordii (Ord's kangaroo rat), 3156 nucleotides. It is a transcript of the gene Nckap1l, whose product is annotated as NCK-associated protein 1-like. The coding region runs from base 45 to 3047 and encodes 1000 amino acids. The transcript is spliced from 29 exons. Gene Ontology annotation, biological process: neuron projection morphogenesis; cell migration; cell morphogenesis. NCBI's taxonomy places the organism in Eukaryota, Metazoa, Chordata, Mammalia, Rodentia, Heteromyidae. Gene Ontology annotation, cellular component: SCAR complex. The record is from RefSeq and is a predicted model, not a curated record.
UCAAGGCCUUAUUGUCUGGAUACCCCUCUCUUUCCGUGGCCAUCAUGUCUUUGACCUCUGCCUACCAGCAUAAAUUAGCGGAGAAGCUCACUAUCCUCAAUGACCGAGGUCAGGGAGUUCUCAUCCGAAUAUACAACAUCAAGAAGACUUGUUCAGACCCUAAAUCCAAGCCGCCUUUCCUCCUGGAAAAGUCUAUGGAAUCAUGUCUCAAAUAUAUCAACAAGAAAUUUCCUAACAUAGAUGUCCGAAAUAGCACGCAACAUUUAGGGCCAGUUCAUCGUGAAAAAGCUGAGAUAAUUAGAUUCCUCAUCAACUACUACCAGUCAUUUGUGGAUGUCAUGGAAUUUCGGGAUCAUGUAUAUGAACUUCUCAACACCAUUGAUGCCUGCCAGUGCCAUUUUGAUAUUAAUCUCAACUUUGACUUCACUCGGAGUUACCUAGACUUGAUUGUGACUUACACCUCAGUCAUUUUACUUCUGUCACGGAUUGAGGACCGGCGGAUACUCAUUGGCCUGUACAACUGUGCCCAUGAAAUGAUGCAUGGGCAUAGUGACCCCAGUUUUGCUCGCCUGGGCCAGAUGGUCUUGGAGUAUGACCACCCUCUGAAGAAGCUGACAGAGGAGUUUGGGCCUCACACCAAGGCUGUGAGUGGAGCCUUACUGUCUUUGCAUUUCCUCUUUGUCCGGAGGAACCAAGGAGCGGAGCAGUGGCGCAGUGCCCAGCUUCUUAGUCUCAUCAGCAACCCUCCGGCCAUGAUUGACCCUGCUAACUCAGACACAGGAACCAUCGGGUAUGGCAAACGAGUGGCAGACAUCAAGGAGAGCAAGGAACAUGCCAUUACUAACAGUGGCCAAUUUCACUGUCAACGACGCCAGUUCCUGCGGAUGGCUGUGAAGGAACUGGAGACCGUGUUGACUGAUGAGCCAGGACUUCUGGGUCCCAAGGCCCUAUUUGCUUUCAUGGCUCUGUCCUUCAUUCGUGAUGAGGUCACCUGGCUGGUUCGCCAUACAGAAAAUGUUACCAAGACAAAGACACCGGAAGACUAUGCCGACUCGAGCAUUGCAGAGCUGCUCUUCCUCUUGGAGGGGAUUAGGGCUUUGAUCCGAAGACACAUCAAAGUGAUACAGCAAUACCAUCUUCAGUACCUGGCCAGAUUUGAUGCUCUUGUGCUCAGUGAUGUCAUUCAGAACCUGUCUGUGUGUCCAGAAGAGGAGUCCAUCAUUAUGUCCUCAUUUGUCAGUACCCUUUCCUCUCUGAACCUCAAGCAAGUGGAUAAUGGAGGGGAAUUUGAAUUCUCUGGAUUGAGGCUGGACUGGUUUCGCUUACAGGCCUAUACCAGUGUGGCGAAGGCUCCUCUCCACCUGCAUGAGAACCCUGACUUAGCCAAGGUGAUGAACCUCAUCGUUUUUCAUUCCCGAAUGCUGGACUCUGUUGAGAAAAUGCUGGUGGAAACUUCUGACCUAUCUACUUUCUGCUUUCAUCUCCGAACUUUUGAGAAGAUGUUUACUAUGACCCUGGAGGAACCCACUAUGUUGCGAUAUGCCAUUGCUUUCCCUCUGAUUUGUGCUCAUUUUGUCCACUGCACUCAUGAGAUGUGCCCAGAAGAGUACCCCCACCUGAAGAACCAUAGUCUUCAUCACUGUAACACCUUUCUGGAAGAGCUGGCCAAGCAGACCAGCAACUGUGUGCUGGAGAUUUGUGCAGAGCAGAGGAACCUGAGCGAGCAGAAUGGGACUUCAGUUUUGUUAGACACCAAAAUAGGGAUAAAAUUGCCUCGCCUUUAUUGUGUUGCCAUGAGAGCUAUUGUGUGGCUGGCUGGCUACAAUGCUACAACCCAGGAGAUCCAAAGGCCUUCUGAGCUGUUGGCAGGAGUCAAAGCGUACAUCAGUCUUAUUCAAUCCCUGGCGCAGUUUUUAGGCACAGAUGCUUCUAGAAUUGUGCGUCAUGCCCUCCUGCAGCAGACACAGCCACUGGACGCAUGUGGGGAGCAGACCAUCACCACUCUCUACACAAACUGGUACCUAGAGAGUCUCCUCCGCCAGGCAAGCAGUGGGACCAUCAUCCUUUCGCCAGCCAUGCAGGCCUUCAUCAGCCUCCCCAGAGAGGGGGAGCAGGGCUUCAGUGCAGAGGAGUUCUCAGAUGUCUCUGAGAUGCGGGCGUUGGCUGAACUCCUUGGCCCUUACGGCAUGAAGUUCCUGAGUGAAAACCUGAUGUGGCACGUGACUUCUCAGAUUGUGGAGCUGAAGAAGCUGGUGGUGGAAAACAUGGACGUACUUGUUCAGAUCAGAUCCAACUUUAGCAAGCCAGAUAUGAUGGCAUCUCUGCUACCCCAGCUGACAGGGGCUGAAAAUGUACUGAAGCGCAUGACCAUCAUUGGAGUGAUCCUCAGUUUUAGGGCCAUGGUCCAAGAAGGACUUCGAGAGGUUUUCUCCUCUCACUGCCCAUUUCUUAUGGGCCCCAUUGAGUGCCUGAAGGAGUUUGUCACUCCAGACACAGACAUGAAGGUGACCCUGAGUGUCUUUGAACUGGCCUCUGCUGCAGGGGUGGGCUGUGACAUUGACCCAGCCCUGGUGGCUGCCAUUGCCAAUUUGAAAGCUGACAGCUCCUCUCCUGAAGAAGAGUAUAAAGUGGCCUGCCUGCUGUUAAUCUUUGUUGCUGUUUCCCUCCCACUCCUUGCUACUGACCCUUCUUCUUUCUACAACAUUGAGAAGGAUGGUUACAACAACAAUAUCCACUGCUUAACUAAAGCCAUCAUCCAGGUGUCAGCUGCCCUCUUCACGCUGUAUAACAAGAACAUUGAAACUCACCUAAAGGAAUUUCUGGUGGUGGCCUCUGUCAGCCUUUUGCAGCUGGGCCAGGAGACUGACAAGCUUAAGACCAGAAAUCGGGAAUCCAUUUCUCUGCUCAUGCGCCUGGUGGUGGAGGAAUCAUCCUUCCUGACCCUUGACAUGCUGGAGUCCUGUUUUCCUUAUGUCCUGCUACGAAAUGCCUAUAGGGAGGUAUCUCGGGCCUUCUACCUGAACCGGGUGCCGGCCAUUCCCCACUGAAGGGCCCACCUUGGACCUACCUACCUAGACCUACGCCUGAAUAGAAGCUAUGAUCAUUUUCCUCAAAGGGGAUGGGGGUGGGGUGGGCCACUAAGGAGAGGGAGAAGAA